Molecule: messenger RNA, 591 nt
Organism: Lycium barbarum (goji berry)
Lineage: Eukaryota; Viridiplantae; Streptophyta; Magnoliopsida; Solanales; Solanaceae
Exons: 2
Coding region: 1-591 (196 amino acids)
Biological process (GO): DNA integration
Molecular function (GO): nucleic acid binding
Source: RefSeq, a predicted model, not a curated record
AUGAGUGCUCCUUGGCCUUUCGUGGCGUGGGGAAUGGAUGUCAUAGGACCGAUUGACCCUCCAGCCUCCAACGGACAUUGCUUCAUCUUAGUUUCCAUAGACUAUUUCACCAAAUGGGUAGACGCAACUUCCCACAAAUCAGUGACCAAGAAAGUGGUAGCUGACUUCAUCAAGAACAAUCUGAUAUGUCAUUUCAGUGUAUCGGAAUCUAUCAUCACGGACAAUGGCGCCAAUCUGAACAGUCAUUUGAUGAAGGACAUCAGUGAGCAAUUCAAAAUCACUCAUAAGAACUCUACCACCUACCGGCCACAAAUGAACGGAGCCAUAGAAGCUGCCAAUAAGAACAUCAAAAGGAUUUUGGGGAAGAUGGUUGACAACUACAAGAAUUGGCACGAACAGCUGCCUUAUGCUCUGACAGCGGAUGCACCACCGAUCAGCUUAUCCACAGCAAAACAAAGGCAGGAGCCCAAACAGAGGAGAGAGAUCAAAACGAUCACAGCAGAAAUGGAUAAUAGGGAUGCAUCGGACCAAAAGGGUCGCAAAAAAGCAAAUGAUAGAUGCAUAUCAGGCCAAAAGGGCCACAAUGAAUGA